Molecule: messenger RNA, 819 nt
Organism: Podospora pseudopauciseta
Lineage: Eukaryota; Fungi; Ascomycota; Sordariomycetes; Sordariales; Podosporaceae
Exons: 2
Coding region: 1-819 (272 amino acids)
Source: RefSeq, a predicted model, not a curated record
AUGACCCAAUACCGACAAUACCUUACUGGCAACACAUCUGCCGUCGAACGUGACAUUCUCGGUGGGGGUGGAGCCAACACUGUGUUGACACAGCCUGUCAUCCAAUGUGUCCUGAACAGCACGAGCGAGCAUGUCAAAAAUGGCAUGACAGCAGCCCAGGUUCUCCUCGGCGUCAUGCCCAACGUCCUCGCUGUGAUGGGUCCUUCGACCGAGGAAAUGAGCAUGCUCGCGAAUGUAGCACGGCGACCUCUCCUCGCACUCAUGCGUGCCGCCGGAUCGCCCAGCGUGUACUUCAGCCGGGCCUUUGAAUACCAUGAUCCCGCCCAGAUCCUCCACGACCACCCGAGCAGACUCCCACAGUGGCGCCCAAGCAUGUGGUACUACAAGCUGUCCAUCUCCAUGGCCGAAUACAUCAUCGCCCUGGCUACCAUAGCCAACAUUGCUACUCUCAACUGGGAGCUCGGCGUCAAGGCCACAUGUACCCUGUGGACGAAUCGCACCUUCGGGCCAACGAUAUGGGCACUGCUAGGCCUGGUCGUACACAUUUUCGGAACCAUAGGUCCAAAGAAAGAGGUUCUCGCGGCAGUCAAGAGAAAGGAAGAGUCGGCCUUUCAUAUUCGAGAGAGGCUCGCGCCGGCAGGCGGAUGGAUUUCGAGCAUUCCCAGGCGCUUGCUCGGCCUUCUCAAGACAGAGUCCAUACCGAGUGCCUCGGAAGGCUAUGACGUGCGCAUCGUCGCCUUCCAAGAGAGCAAGCUCUUUUUGGACACGGCCUGGGUUGAAUCCAUGGCCACCGUCCUUCAUAUCAUCUUCGGGACCUGA